Molecule: messenger RNA, 2944 nt
Organism: Nasonia vitripennis (jewel wasp)
Lineage: Eukaryota; Metazoa; Arthropoda; Insecta; Hymenoptera; Pteromalidae
Product: 4-coumarate--CoA ligase 1
Exons: 6
Coding region: 1138-2685 (515 amino acids)
Biological process (GO): fatty-acyl-CoA biosynthetic process; long-chain fatty acid metabolic process
Molecular function (GO): long-chain fatty acid-CoA ligase activity
Source: RefSeq, a predicted model, not a curated record
CAGUCAGCCUCCAAGCCUCACCGGGUGCAGACGUAGGGACAGCGAAUAAACAGCCGGGCACGUGUAUAUUACUUGGAACCUCUUUAACUUGUUGUUUGCCAGUCAGAAAUUACUCGAUAAUCCUGGCUCAAAUUAUUGUCGCGUGCGGUCGGGUAUAUUCGAGUCUGUCGAGGUGCGCGCGCGUUCGGGGCUGAAGCACCCUCUUACACUGUCAGAUUUUUUGUAAUAUUUGUACUCGAGGGAGACAGAGAUUGUGGCUAAUCAAGUGUACGGUAGUAUUUAUACACGGAGAAAGGUUUUGUUUGUUGAUUGACUUUAUCAAGAGUUUAUACGACUCAGUGUACUUAGAAUCCUCGUUACUCUUUAUAAUUUCAUUGACCGGUUUUAUAGAGCAAUGCUUACCUCCUGUAGAAUCGUGACUCGCAAACUAAAACUUAAGCCAAGUUGCUUGAGAGCUCUACGUUUUGACAAGUACAGCACCAAGGUGCUAAAAAGCCAUUAUGGUGAAGUCGAAGUGCCAGAUCAGACGCUUAGCCAAUACGUUUUCUCCAAAUCGGAAAACUGGAAAAACCGCCCGUCUCUGGUAAAGUGUCCUUUUUUACUGAAAUUUUAUUUGAACGCUUCUUUUCUUUCGAGAAUUAAAAUGUCAUCUUUCUGAAAUUACUUUUUAUGCGAAUACCAACCGUUUUUUCAUUAAAGUUGUUUCUACUUCUUUAUUUUUAUCAAUGAAUUUUCUAAUACAAGCUGAAAUUUUUUUUCUUGUGACAAUGAUCACCGCGUAAAUGUAUACAAGUAAUUACGUCACUGUUUACUGUAUCUUCUUUAAUCUUCUCCUAAUUCUAUUUACUAUUGAUUUUGUAUUAUGCACAAUUCUUCGGCGCGAACGCUCAGCUGUGAGCAAAAAUCAAUAGUUUCCUAUAUGAGACAAACAGCUGUACUCUGCUUUAACGUUUAAUACGUUUGCGCUUCUAAAUCCAAACAAUAAGAGGCCUCGAUUGGCUUGCGUGUCGCGUCUCAUCGUAUAUCUCGGCUCGCCUCGAGAGAAAGAGCACAUCGAAGUGAUGCAGACAAUUAUUAAGUGUAAUUCGCCACUGCUUACGCAAGCAGAUACGUAAAAAGGCGGAUCGGCAAAGAUGAAUGAGACGAGUAGCGCCAGACGAUAAAAUAACAUGCGGCACCACGGGAAGAUCCUACACGUUCGGUAUGAGCAAGGACUUCUGCAGACGCGGUGCCGAGGCUUUACUGUCAAACACGGGCCUGCGGCCUGGAGACCGGGUCGGUCUAUUGCUGCCCAAUGUGCCGGAGUACUCGUUGGCGGUUCACGCGAGUCUGCAGGCCGGCCUCGUCGUCACCUUUGCCAAUCCGUUGUACACGGCUCACGAGCUCACGAGACAGUUCCAAAGCGCCAAGGUCAGAUGCAUAGUCACCAUACCGCAGCUGAUGGAGACGGCCCAGGCGGUCGCCAACAAUCUGGAGAACUACGACUGCACAAUCAAUAUCGGAGGAAAGGCUGUGCCGGAUAAGAAAAUUUUGGGCCUGGAGUCUCUGCUGAUCCCUUCACAGUCCAUCCAGCUGCCCGAAGUCAAGCCCGACGACUUAGCGGUGCUACCCUACAGUUCCGGUACCACCGGAGUACCCAAAGGCGUGAUGCUGACGCACCGCAACCUGGUGAUGAAUAUCUCUCAACUCAUGCACCCGGGAAUCGUCAAAGUGAACGAAACUACGGACGACUUCCAGGAAACGGUCCUCACCGUUCUGCCUUUCUUCCACAUCUACGGCUUCAAUAUGAUCCUCAAUUACACGACCUUAGUCGGUACCCACAUUGUCACCAUGCCCAAGUUCACACCGCAAGAUUACGUCGAGUGUUUGAUCAAGUACAAGCCGUCGGUACUGUUCGUCGUGCCGUCGCUGCUGUUAUUCCUGGUGACGCAUCCGGAGAUCACGGCACAGCAUCUGUCGAGUGUAACGCAAAUCUUCUGCGGGGCUGCGCCGAUGAAGAAAGGACUUAUCGAUACGUUCCUGCAAAAAAUUAAUCGCCAAGACUGCCACAUAUCGCAAGGUUACGGAAUGACCGAGACAAGUCCCGGAAUAACGUUGACUCCUUACACAAUGCCGUACGAGAAGAGCGGCAGCUGUGGCCGACUCCUACCGUCUACGACUGCACGAGUUGUGGACCCAGCUACGAACGAAGACGUGUCAGGGCCCAACCAACCCGGUGAGCUUCUGGUCAAAGGUCCCCAGGUGAUGAAGGGCUACCUCGACAACCAGAAGGCCACCGACGAGGUCAUUGACUCUGACGGCUGGCUUCAUACUGGUGAUGUCGUCUACUACGACGAGGACGAGUACUUCUACAUCGUCGACCGCACGAAGGAGCUGAUUAAAGUCAAGGGUAACCAAGUCUCGCCAACGGAGCUGGAGUACAUAAUCCUGGAGAUACCCGGAGUAGCAGAUGCAGCGGUGGUCGGUAUCCCUGACACCUUUGCAGGAGAGCUGCCCAAGGCCUUCGUUGUGAGGAAGCCAGGUUUCGAAAAUGUCACCCCCGACCACGUCCAGGAAUUCGUCAACCCCAGGGUGGCGGCGUACAAGAAGCUGGCUGGAGGCGUCACGUUCGUCGACGCGAUCCCAAGGAAUCCGUCCGGCAAGAUUAUGCGCAACGAACUGAAGAAGAUAGCGAGCUCGUCAUAAGAUCGAUCUGACGAAGGAUCAUCGGUUCAUCGCUAUCAUACUACUCAUCAUUAAAUCAGCGGAUCUCACGCGUUUAUUUUUAACAUUGUUAUUAUCAAUUUUUACGUUUUAUUUUACCAUCAUUGCUAUCAUCAUUAAUAAUUCUCAUCGGUGAAGAGCUAGGCGAGUAAAGCAUCGGUCACGAGUUUCGAGGAGCGAAAAUGUAUUUUUAUAAUGAUGUCUCAUUGCGAAUAAACAUUAUAUUGGAUACGUUAAUGUA